AUGAGCUUUGUCACCCGCCGGGCGCUUUCUACGCUCAUCCCACCCAAGGUGGCCUCUCCCCAGGCCAUCGGUGCUGCCCCCGAUGCUGUCCGCAUGCAGCGCGUCGUCAACUUCUACGAGAAGCUGCCCAGAGGCCCGGCUCCUGAUGUCAAGCCCACGGGCCUUCUCGGGAAAUACCAGGCCAAGCACUUUGGCAAGAACCCGACUGUUAUGCCUGUUAUCCAUGCCAUCAUCGGACUUCUGAUCGUGGGUUAUGCUCAAAACUACUAUUACCAUCUCCGCCACGUCAAGAACAAUGCCCAUUAG
This is a messenger RNA of Lasiosphaeria miniovina, 306 nucleotides long. Its product is annotated as mitochondrial F1-F0 ATP synthase subunit F of fungi-domain-containing protein. The record is from RefSeq and is a predicted model, not a curated record. Gene Ontology annotation, molecular function: proton-transporting ATP synthase activity, rotational mechanism. The transcript is spliced from 5 exons. The coding region runs from base 1 to 306 and encodes 101 amino acids. Gene Ontology annotation, biological process: proton motive force-driven ATP synthesis. NCBI's taxonomy places the organism in Eukaryota, Fungi, Ascomycota, Sordariomycetes, Sordariales, Lasiosphaeriaceae.